AUGCUGCCAGUUCUAGCAGCUCUGAUUGCGGUGGCCGGAGCCCAGGCCACUCUGAGCAAUGCCACGAGUUCGCGAGUGCUGCAGGGUUCCCUUGGCAACGGCUCCAACUGGACGGAGAUGGUGAGCUUCAACAACACUCCGGGCAAGCGCUUGCUGCAAGGUGCCCUGGGCAACAGCUCCAACUGGACGGAGAUGGUGGGCAACAGCUCCAACUGGACGGAGAUGGUGAGCUUCAACAACACUCCGGGCAAGCGAUUGCUGCAAGGUACCCUUGGCAACGGCUCCAAUUGGACGGAGAUGGUGAGCUUCAACAACACUGCUCCAACUGGACGGAAUGGUGAGCUUAACAACACUCCGGGCAAGCGCUUGCUGCAAGGUGCCCUGGGCAACAGCUCCAACUGGACGGAGAUGGUGCCUGGGCAACAGCUCCAACUGGACGGAGAUGGUGAGCUUCAACAACACUCCGGGCAAGCGCUUGCUGCAAGGUGCCCUGGGCAACAGCUCAACUGGACGGAGAUGGUGAGCUUCAACAAAACUCCCAACUUGUGCAAGGUGCCCUGGUCAACAGAUGGACGGAGAUUGAGCUUCAACAACACCCCGGGCAAGCGCUUGCUGCAAGGUGCUCUGGGCAACAGCUCCAACUGGACGGAGAUGUUGAGCUUCAACAACACUCCGGGCAAGCGCUUGCUGCAAGGUGCCCUGGGCAACAGCUCCAACUGGACGGAGAUGGUGAGCUUCAACAACACUCCAGGCAAGCGCUUGCUGCAAGGUGCCCUGAGCAACAGCUCCAACUGGACGGAGAUGGUGAGCUUCAACCACACUCCGGGCAAUCGCUUGCUGCAAGGUGCCCUGGGCAACAGCUCCAACUGGACGGAGAUGGUGAGCUUCAACAACACUCCGGGCAAGCGCUUGCUGCAAGGUGCCCUGGGCAACAGCUCCAACUGGACGGAAAUGGUGAGCUUCAACAACACUCCGGGCAAGCGCUUGCUGCAGGGUACCCUGGGCAACAGCUCCAACUGGACGGAGAUGGUGAGCCUUAACAACACCCCCGGCAAGCGCUUGCUGCAGGGUGCCUUGGGCAACAGCUCCAACUGGACGGAGAUGGUGAGCUUCAACAACACUCCGGGCAAGCGCUUGCUGCAGGGUACCCUAGGCAACACCUCCAACUGGACGGAGAUGGUGAGCUUCAACAACACUCCUGGCAAGCGCUUGCUACAAGGUGCCUUGGGCAACAACUCCAACUGGACGGAGAUGGUGAGCUUCAACAACACUCCGGGCAAGCGCUUGCUGCAGGGUGCCCUGGGCAACAGCUCCAACUGGACGGAGAUGGUGAGCUUCAACAGCACUCCGGGCAAGCGCUUGCUGCAAGGUGCCCUGGGCAACAGCUCCAACUGGACGGAGAUCGUGAGCUUCAACAACACUCCGGGCAAGCGCUUGCUGCAAGGUGCCCUGGGUAACAGCUCCAACUGGACGGAGAUGGUGAGCUUCAACAACACUCCGGGGGUCAACAACACUCCGGGCAAGCGCUUGCUGCAAGGUACCCUGGGCAACAGCUCCAACUGGACGGAGAUGGUGAGCCUUAACAACACCCCGGGCAAGCGCUUGCUGCAGGGUGCCUUGGGCAACAGCUCCAACUGGACGGAGAUGGUGAGCUUCAACAACACUCCGGGCAAGCGCUUGCUGCAGGGUACCCUAGGCAACACCUCCAACUGGACGGAGAUGGUGAGCUUCAACAACACUCCUGGCAAGCGCUUGCUGCAAGGUGCUCUGGGCAACAACUCCAACUGGACGGAGAUCGUGAGCUUCAACAACACUCCGGGCAAGCGCUUGCUGCAAGGUGCCCUAAGCAACAGCUCCAACUGGACGGAGAUGGUGAGCUUCAACAACACUCCGGGCAAGCGCUUGCUGCAAGGUGCCCUGGGCAGCAGCUCCAACUGGACGGAGAUGGCGGGCUUCAACAACACUCCGGGCAAGCGCUUGCUGCAAGGUGCCCUGGGCAACAGCUCCAACUGGACGGAGAUGGUGAGCUUCAACAACACUCCGGGCAAGCGCUUGCUGCAAGGUGCCCUGGUCAACAGCUCCAACUGGACGGAGAUGUUGAGCUUCAACAACACCCCGGGCAAGCGCUUGCUGCAAGGUGCCCUGGGCAACAGCUCCAACUGGACGGAGAUGGUGAGCUUCAACAACACUCCGGGCAAGCGCUUGCUGCAAGGUGCCCUGCUCAACAGCUCCAACUGGACGGAGAUGUUGAGCUUCAACAACACUCCGGGCAAGCGCUUGCUGCAAGGUGCUCUGGGCAACAGCUCCAACUGGACGGAGAUGGUGAGCUUCAACAACACUCUGGGCAACAGCUCCCGCGUGGCGCAGCAUUCUGAAGGUCGAUUCCUUCAGCGCCGGGAAGGGAGCACUGAGUCUUUGCCUUUUCGCGUUCUUCGUAGCCUCGGGCUGAUGUGA
Molecule: messenger RNA, 2454 nt
Organism: Symbiodinium natans
Lineage: Eukaryota; Dinophyceae; Suessiales; Symbiodiniaceae
Source: the annotation of a GenBank genome assembly